AUGAUUACGAGAAAUCUCUAUCAAAAGAGUUGUAUACUACGAAAUUCUUUUCCAGCUAAGGCAGUUAUUACAAAAGAAAGUCGCGCAUCCUAUUUCUUUUCAGCUACUAGCAAACCAGUCAGUUUUUGUCGGUCGACCACUACUGGGAGAGGAGCUCAUUGUUCUCGAUUACGACUCAAUGUCAUUAGUCUAAAUUUUAAUGGGUCAUAUCGUUGUUCUCUUCGUGACGACUACAACAACCAGAGUUUUAAAGCUAAUAUUCUUUUAAAAAAAAGGCACUUGUUUUCUAGUUGGACAAAGUCAAUACUCUUGAUUUCGUCAACGGCAGCAGUCUUUCCUAUAACAUUAUUUUCAAUCAUCCAAUUAUUGUCGAGUGCUCGUUUGGAGUCUUUUUCUUUUUUUCAAAAUAAUAUUCCCUUUGAAGAACAUUUUGUUAGUUUAGAUAAUUCCGUUAAUGAACAAGAUAGUAAUGUUAGUUUGACACAUUCAUCUACUACAAUAAACAAUAAUAAAGUUAAUUUCAUAAAAAUCUGCGUAAAUAAUGUCGCGUUUAUUUUGUCCAAUUACAUUUUGGAACCAUUCUUGACGACAUGCCGCUUUGCAUACUUGGUAUUGUUGUUUUUGCCAUUGAUUGUGAGCGCACCUGCGUUGUUGAUUGGUAGACGCGUUCCAGAAAGUGAUAAUGAGAGAACAGGGACGCUACUAUGGUAUGAUUUUUUGGUGAAGCAAAUGGAGACGGCGGGUCCAACAUUUAUAAAGUUGGCGCAAUGGGCAGCUUCUCGUACAGAUAUAUUUCCCGAGGAAAUGUGUAACCGAUUGUCGAAGCUUCAUUCUGCAGUUGAUCCGCACCCAUUCACUAAGACAAAAUUGAUAAUUGAGGGAAAUUUCGGGUUACCAUUUGAAAUGAUAUUUGAAGAGUUUGAUCCAAAACCCAUUGGAAUUGGCGCACUCGCUCAGUUGAUCCGACGAGACCUUAAAAUCUUGAUGGUUUUUGCGAAAAUCAUCAACGAAAUCCCAACUAUGCAAUGGCUCUCAUUACCAGAAGAAGUUGCGAAAUUUGGUGAAAUGAUGCAAGAUCACUUGGAUCUACGUAUUGAAGCAAAUAAUUUGAAAAUUUUCCUGAUAAAUUUCAAGGAUCGGGCGUCGGUCAGCUUUCCACGACCUUUUGUCGAAUAUACCACGAAAAAUAUGUUGAUUGAGGAAUAUGAGCCGGGGAUACCGAUAAAGAGGUUCCUUGAACUUGGUGGUGGCGUGUUUGAGCAUACUAUUGCUGACAUUGGAUUAAAAUCCUUCCUUCACAUGCUCAUAUUUGACAACUUUGUUCACGCUGAUCUUCAUCCUGGAAACAUCUUAGUAACUUUUGUAAAGCCAAAGAAAUUGAUGGACUUUUUUCGUCAAUUCUGGAUCAACCUCGUAAACAACAAACCCGUAGAAGAUUUAGACGACUCAAAAAGAGCGGUCCAACUCCUAAAAUCACAUUACAAAAAUAAGGAACAUUGGGAAGAGGAACUAGAUCAUCUUUUUCAAGAAGGAUUUCAACCCGUUAUAAUAUAUCUAGAUACUGGUCUGGUCACAAGUCUCAAUGCAGAAAAUCGCCGUAAUUUUCUGGACCUUUUUCGCGCCGUGGCAGAAUUUGAUGGAUACCGUGCUGGAAAACUAAUGAUUGAACGAUCAAAAAUGGGUCACUUGGUAGUAGACGGCGACGUUUUCGCGCUAAAGAUGCAAAAUUUAGUGCUAAAAGUGAAAUCGAUGACACUUGCAUUAUCCAAAAUACAAAUUUCCGAAAUUUUGACCACGGUUCUGCAUAUGGUACGAAAACACCACGUGAAACUCGAGGGUGAUUUCGUGAAUGUGAUACUUUCUGUGUUGUUGUUAGAAGGAAUUGGACGGCAACUUGAUCCGGAAAUUGAUUUGUUGAAGAGUGCUCUGCCGAUUUUACGACAGUUGGGAGCUCAGGAAGCGAAGCGUGGUGUUAAGGAUGGAAAAAUAAGGGAAAUACCAGUAGAGGAUGGUUCAUGGCUAAUGUUCUGGAUUUGGUUAGAGGCAAGAGAGUGGGUGGGGAAUUUAAGUUGGGAUGAGUUGCAUGAAAUAAUGUUUUAUAAACAUAUUUGGUGGUCCGAUAUGUGA
This is a messenger RNA of Ambispora gerdemannii, 2127 nucleotides long. The record is from the annotation of a GenBank genome assembly. NCBI's taxonomy places the organism in Eukaryota, Fungi, Glomeromycota, Glomeromycetes, Archaeosporales, Ambisporaceae.